UUCCCGCAGUAAGCAAGUGUUUACAAAUAAUAUCCGUAAAAGAGUAUAGAUCUCUACCUAAAUUAACCUCAAUUAUUGUAUAUCGCGAAAAUCCACAGUGAUUACGAGUGUAAUUAAGUCAGUGAUGGAAAUCCGAGAGGACCCAAUAAGGGUGAAGGAAGAGCCGAACGAUACUUGGACUGAUGCAGGCGACGAUAAUAUUUUGGAUUCGGGGGAGUCUUUCAAAGCCGAUAACUUUCAAACAUUCACGUUUUAUAAACUAUCAGCGAAUCGUGAAAAUGAGGUUAUGGCAUUGCAGAAAAAGUUGGAUGAAAAAAUAUCAGUCGAUUUUGAGUGCAAAAAUGUUAAACUUGAACUGAAGUCUCCAUCCAACUGCAAAACUGAAGAUGAAAGUCAUCCACCUAUCGUAAAAAUAGAAAACGAAAAUCAGACAAAUGACGUGAAUGAAAAGAUAUUCAUUGUUUUUGAAUGCAAAGAUGUGAAACCUGAACUAAAGUCUCAAUUGGUAACCAACUGCAAAACCGAGGAUCAAAGUUAUCUACCUAUUGUGAAAAUAGAAAACCAAGCUCAGACCAGUAGCUUAGAUGAAAAAAAUCCAAUGAUUAUAGUAAAAAAAGAAGUCAAUUACGAUGAUAAUUGCCAAUUACAAGAAAAAUCACGAUUGAAUCUAGACGAAUCCGAGGAGGUAAAAAUAUUCGGAAAUAAUUUGUGUCGAAAAGCUCAUGAAGAAGAAGCAAAUCUAAAAACACAUAUCGAUAAGACGCAGAACAUAAGACCACAUGAAUGUGAGAUUUGUCACAAACCAUUUGGAAACCGCACAGAUAUCAAAAGACACAUACAUGAUCAUAUCAAACCCUUUGAAUGUGAAAUUUGUCACAAAUCAUUCGGACGAAAGGGUAACCUCAAUAACCACAUUAAUACCGUACAUGAUAAGAGCAAACCUUUCGAAUGUGAGAUUUGUCAAAAAUCAUUUGGAUGCAAAAGUAAUCUCAAUAAACACAUGAAAAUAGUACAUGAUCAGCGCAAAUCCUUUGAAUGUGACAAUUGUCAGAAAUCAUUUGGACUAAAAAGUAACCUCAAGCGUCACAUAAGUGCAGUACAUAUUCGGAGCAAACCCUUUGAAUGUGAGAUUUGUCACAAAUCAUUUAGAGCAAAGGGUGAUCUCAAUAAGCACAUAAAAAUAGUACAUGAUCGUAAGAAACCCUUCGAGUGUGAAAUUUGUCACAAAUCAUUUGGAGAAAAGGGUAACCUCAAUCAACACAUGAAUGUACACUAUAAGAGCAAAUCUUUUAAAUGUGAGAUCUGUCCAAAAUCAUUUGGAGCAAAGAGCGAUCUCAAUAAACACAUAAAUACAGUACAUGAUAAGAGCAAGCCUUUUGAAUGUGAGAUUUGUCAAAAAUCAUUUGGAGAAAAGAGUACUCUCAAUCGACACAUAAAUGUAGUCGGCUUCCAGCGCGAGUAUCAGAUCGGCCGGGUUCUGCGCGAGCGCUACGACGCUUUCCUCGGGGACUAUCACUUCGACGACGUCUACGGCUACAGCACGGAUCUGCGCCGCACCAAGACGUCGCUGCUGCUCGUGCUCGCCGGCCUCUAUCCGUCGACCAACAAGACCGCCUGGAACGAUCAGCUCAACUGGAUUCCCAUACCGAUCAGCUACUCGAAGAUCGAGACGAAUUUCCUGUCGGCUUUUCAGUGCCCACAUUUAGUCGAUAUGCAGAAGGAGAUGAUCCGUAGCCCGGAGUUUCGGGCGCGCUUGGACGAGUACAAUGAGUUCAACGAGUAUCUCGCGACGGAAAUCGGAGCCGACAUCGCGUGGAAGAAUUACCUUCAGCUGCUCCUGUACAACAACGUUCGAUCGACCAUGAGCAUGGGCCUACCGUUGCCCGCUUGGUGCGACUCGACCUGCUACGAGAAUCUCAGUAAACUGUCGCGCAUUCUCUUCGACUCGCUGGUGGGCAACAGCACCAUGACCAAAUUCAUGGUCGGUUCCACCGUCGAUCGCCUCCUCGACAACAUCCACGAGAGCGAGCUGGAAGAUAGCGUGAAGCGAAAGAUCUACCUGUACAGCGCGCACGACUUCAAUCUGGUGACGUUCGAGGAGGCUCACAAUUUCACCGAGGUCCCGGUCAUUCCGGACUUUGGCUCGGCCAUCGUCGUGGAGAAGCUCAAGGACAGACGCGGCAGGAUUUACAUAAGGAUGCUGCUGUGGACAGGCGCCGAGGAGCAGAUGUUGCCCCUGAAGAUCCGCGACUGUUCGGAUCCGUGUCCGCUCGAUAUGUACGAGCGUCUGGUCGAGCACAUCAGAUUUCGCGACGAGUACAGAUGCGAGUCGGCGGCGGCGGCAGAGACGAGGCCGAAAGGUCUCAAGGUCGGCGCUGGUAUUCUCCGGGACACGGAUGAUCUCUCGGCAGGUGGAAUUAGGCGCAGAAGAAGGAAAUUCGACGCCGACGAGCAGCUGGCGGUUUUGUACGCAGGUCGAGAUCUGCUCGAGUUCAAGUACGGCCGGCAGUGUCUCGACGAUUUGGAUUACCAUUGA
Trichogramma pretiosum is the source of this 2536-nucleotide messenger RNA. RefSeq names its product zinc finger protein 227-like. NCBI's taxonomy places the organism in Eukaryota, Metazoa, Arthropoda, Insecta, Hymenoptera, Trichogrammatidae. The transcript has 7 exons. The record is from RefSeq and is a predicted model, not a curated record. Gene Ontology annotation, molecular function: DNA-binding transcription factor activity, RNA polymerase II-specific; RNA polymerase II cis-regulatory region sequence-specific DNA binding. The coding region runs from base 125 to 2536 and encodes 803 amino acids. Gene Ontology annotation, biological process: regulation of DNA-templated transcription.